AAGCAAGUGCGCCGCCCUGUCUUCUCCUCAGACCUGCAGUUUGUUUCUUGUGCAAUGGACGGCCGCCUAGACGCUGACUUGUACCCUCUGGGAUCCGGCUACGUCCCUGAAAUCGAGAGUGUCCAUGACAUAUCAGUUGGCACAAAGAGGGGAUCCGACGAACUCUUUUCUUCCUGCAUAUCCAACGGACCCUAUAUCAUGAACUCAGCCAAUGGCAACGACAGCAAAAAAUUCAAAGGUGACGUUCGCAGUCCUGGUGUUCCGUCACGUGUGGUCCAUGUACGCAAGCUUCCCAAUGACAUAAACGAGGCAGAGGUUAUUGGCCUGGGAUUGCCCUUUGGGAAGGUCACCAAUCUGCUGAUGCUGAAAGGGAAGAACCAGGCGUUCUUGGAACUGAACAGCGAAGAGUGUGCACAGACGAUGGUGAGCUACUACUCCUCUGUCACUCCUGUCAUCAGAAACCACCCCAUCUACAUGCAAUAUUCAACCCAUAAGGAGCUCAAGACGGACAACUCUCCCAACCAAGUGCGUGCGCAGGCCGCUCUGCAGGCAGUCAAUGCGCUGCACGGUGGUGGGAUGGGAAGCAUGGCCAUUGCCACAGAUGCAGCAGCUAUGGGAGGAGCAGGGAGUCAAAGCCCUGUACUCAGAGUCAUAGUGGAAAACCUCUUCUACCCCGUCACGUUGGAUGUCCUACACCAGAUUUUCUCCAAGUUCGGUACAGUCCUGAAGAUCAUCACUUUCACUAAGAACAACCAGUUCCAGGCUCUGAUCCAGUACGCCGAUGGCAUGACAGCUCAGCAUGCUAAACUGUCUCUGGAUGGACAGAACAUCUACAACGCCUGCUGUACCUUGAGAAUUAGCUUCUCCAAGCUGACGAGCCUCAAUGUCAAGUACAACAACGAUAAGAGCAGGGACUACACUCGACCAGACCUCCCAAAUGCAGAUUCACAGCAAUCUCUUGAUCACCAGACCAUGGCUGCCGCUGCAUUUGCUGCACCAGGAAUAAUAUCGGCCUCUCCCUAUGGUGGAGCUCAUGCCUUCCCCCCAGCCUUUGCCAUCCAACAGGCUGGUCUGUCAAUGCCUGGUAUUCCCAGUGCCCUGGCGUCCCUGGGUAUGGGCCACGGUGGCAUGGCAGCUGCGGCAGCGGCUGCCAGCCGGCUCGGCCUAUCAGGCCUCACUGCCACUGGGGGACACAAUGUCAUGCUGGUCAGCAAUCUGAACCCUGAGGUGUGUAUGGCGAUGUGAUGAGGGUGAAGAUCCUGUUCAAUAAAAAGGAGAAUGCUCUGAUCCAGAUGUCUGAUGGCACACAGGCCCAGC
This is a messenger RNA of Paralichthys olivaceus (Japanese flounder), 1317 nucleotides long. The record is from RefSeq and is a predicted model, not a curated record. Lineage: Eukaryota; Metazoa; Chordata; Actinopteri; Pleuronectiformes; Paralichthyidae.